AAAAACAAACUAUAUAAAAAAGAGAGAGGAUGAUGGAGAAGUUACAGAGUUUCCACUAUGCUUUGCUUGCUGGUUUCACUCUUGCUGUUCUGAUUCAUGCUCAGGAUCAAUCAGGAUUCAUUAGCAUAGAUUGUGGCUUAUCAGAAGGUUCGGACUAUACAGAUGGUGUUACUGGCAUAAAGUAUACUUCAGAUAAAAACUUCACAGAUGCUGGAAUAUCAAUGAAUGUAUCUUCCGAGUUCCAGAAUAUAGGCGAUGAAGCACAGUUUAAUAAUGUGAGAAGCUUCCCUGAAGGUAAAAGAAACUGUUACACACUGAAUCCUGCCCAAGGAAAAAAUGGUAAGUAUUUGAUCAGAGCCCGUUUCAUGUAUGGAAAUUAUGACGGCCAAAAUAGUGUGCCCAAGUUUGAUCUGUAUUUGGGGGCUAUUCUCUGGGAGACAAUAAUUCUGGAGGAUGCUUCCAGUAUUUUAACAACGGAGAUCAUACAUGUUCCUUCAACAGAUUAUAUAUAUGUGUGUCUUAAUAAUACGAACCGCGGAGAACCAUUCAUUUCAGUGCUAGAGCUUAGGCCUUUGAAUAGUUCGCUUUACCAGACACAGAAUCCGUCGACUGAAUCCCUUCUACUCCAAGGACGAUAUGACGUAGGCUCUACAACAAAUAAAUCAGUCAGAUAUGUCGACGAUAUAUAUGAUCGCAUUUGGAAGCCCCUAAGCUUUUCUGGUGAUAAAACGUUGAGCACCUCCAUCACCAAUACUGAUACCCAAACUCUCAAUACUAGCUCUUUCCAAGCACCAAUCUCUGUCAUGAGUACAGCCGCCAUACCAUCAUCUGAUGAUGGAAGCUAUACCUUUUAUUGGAAUUUGUCUACAGAUCCAAAUUUCUUAUUUUAUUCUUACAUGUAUUUUGCGGAACUUGAGAUCUUAGACAACCAAACCAGAGAAUUCAUGGUGCACGAAACGGGGGCACUCCCUUAUGGGCCUUAUAGUCCUCGUUACAUGUCCACUUUCGAACACUACCAAUUAUCACCACAAAAAGGCGGAAUUAUCGACAUUAAAAUCAGUAAAACUGAGAAUUCCGACCUUCCACCCAUUCUGAAUGCCAUUGAGAUCUACAGGGUCAAAGAUUUCUCACAAUCGCAAACUCUCCAAGUUGAUGUAAAUGCUAUGAUGCAUAUAAAAACAACCUAUCAUGUGAAGAAGAACAGCUGGCAAGGUGACCCCUGUACCCCUGAAGGAUACCGCUGGGAAGGCCUUAAUUGCAGCGGCGGCUCUGAGGAUAAUAGUCAUCUUAGAAUAAUUUCUUUGAACUUGUCUUCGAGUAAAUUGACUGGCGAAAUAGUUCCAUUCUUUGCGGAAUUGGCAUCACUUCAAUAUCUAGAUCUAUCAGAUAAUAGCUUAACUGGAGCAGUGCCUGAUUUCUUAUCUCGACUGGCAUCCUUGAGAGUCCUAAACUUAAAAGGAAACGGGUUCACAGGAUCACUUCCUGCUGAACUCAAGAAACGGUCGGAGGAUGGAUCACUUACAUUAAGUGUGGACGACCUGUCUUCUUCAAGCCGAAAAAAGAACGGGUUUGUUAUUCCACUGGCAGUAUCAGUUGCUGCAACGUUGUCCGCGCUCAUAAUUGGAUUGGCUAUCUUCUGCAGCCUUAAGGCAAGGAGAAAACAUGUUGUUGCAAAGGUGGAAACCCAACUUGCAAAUAAAAAUGAUUCAUUUGCAUCAAAACAUUGGCGAUUUGCAUAUUCUGAUAUCAUAAAAAUCACCAAGAACUUCACAACAGUUCUUGGUAGAGGAGGAUUUGGAACAGUUUAUCACGGCUGCAUAGAUAAUAUUGACGUAGCUGUGAAGAUGCUCUCUCCAUCAUCCGCCCAAGGUUACAAAGAAUUCCACGCAGAGGUUGAACUUCUGAUGAGAGUUCAUCAUAGAAAUUUGACUGCUCUCGUUGGCUACUGCAUUGAAGGCAGCAAUAUGGGGCUUAUUUAUGAGUACAUGCCUAAGGGAACCUUGGAACAACAUUUGUCAGGUAAUAAAAAUCAAUAUUCCUUGAGCUGGGAAGAAAGAAUGCAAAUAGCGUUGGAUGCUGCCCAGGGCUUGGAGUAUCUGCACAAUGGUUGUAAGCCACCAAUGGUCCACAGAGAUGUGAAGCCUUCAAACAUCUUAUUGAAUGAAAAGUUACAAGCCAAGAUAGCUGAUUUUGGCCUAUCCCGUGUAUUUUCAACUGAAAGUAGCACUAGUAUAUCAACCGUUGUUGCUGGCACCACGGGAUACCUUGACCCAGAGUGCUUGGUUGUGUCCAGCUGGUUGACUGAAAAGAGUGAUGUCUAUAGCUUCGGACUUGUUCUUUUGAAUAUAAUCACAGGCCAACCGGUGAUACUGAAAUCCUGCGGAAAUACUCACUUAAGUGAGUGGGUAAAAUCCAGGCUCGCAAGGGGGGAUAUUAGAAAAAUAGUUGAUCCCCGUUUGGGGGGAAAUUUCAACAUUAAUUCAGCGUGGAAAGCUGUGGAACUAGCUCUAGCUUCUGCUUCUCACGCUUCCUCUAAGAGGCCAACCAUGAUUGAGGUAGUGAUGGGAUUGAAAGAGUGCUUAGCAAUACAACUUGGCCAAAAUGAUUACGCCAAUGCCACAGUAAUUAACACUACACUUCUGGAUUCUGAUAUUGCUCCCUUAGCAAGGUAGUAUAGCAUUAUUUAAUUUCUUUCUAGGAAUCUUGUGGAUCUUUGAAGUGGUGUAGUUCAGUCCCUGUAACUAUUAUAGUACUUUCCAUCUUUGUUGGAUCCCAGGAAGAUGCAUGGAGAUGGAUUGUGUUGGUUUCGUUUUGUUUCUCAAAUAUGAACUGAGUAAAGUAUUACUGUUUUAUCAUGUAGGAGUCUCUAUUAAUUGUCAAAAUCAAUUUCUAGCU
Pistacia vera is the source of this 2895-nucleotide messenger RNA. RefSeq names its product probable LRR receptor-like serine/threonine-protein kinase At1g05700. Bases 30 to 2672 code for a protein of 880 amino acids. Gene Ontology annotation, molecular function: protein kinase activity; protein binding; ATP binding. Gene Ontology annotation, biological process: protein phosphorylation. The record is from RefSeq and is a predicted model, not a curated record. NCBI's taxonomy places the organism in Eukaryota, Viridiplantae, Streptophyta, Magnoliopsida, Sapindales, Anacardiaceae. The transcript has 13 exons.